Messenger RNA from Peronospora matthiolae, 1461 nucleotides. Lineage: Eukaryota; Oomycota; Peronosporomycetes; Peronosporales; Peronosporaceae. The record is from the annotation of a GenBank genome assembly.
AUGGGUUCGUUCCUAUCCGUCGCCGUGCUGGUUUUGUUCAAACUUAUCUCUUGCACCGCUGCAGUCGGUCAUAUACGAGUUGAUGGAGGUCCGUUAUUCAACAAUUCCAAGUAUGUCGAGCAUCUCGAUAGUAGCAACUUUGGUGCCAUGGUGAACGAUACGCAAGUGAUUUGGCUCGUGGACUUUUACUCGCCCUGGUGCCCCCACUGUCAGCACUUUGCACCGAUAUGGGACGAAGUCUCCACUCUAUACAAGGACGUGAGCUCCAUAGUCUUUGGGGCUGUAGAUUGCUCGAAACAGAACCAAAUCUGCGACAAUGAGGGCGUGCACUCGUACCCAGGUGUAAAGAUGUACCACGUGUCCCCCGAUGUUGAGGCACCUAUUGUGAUGCCCCCUGAAGAGCUCCAGUUGGCCAAGUACAUUGUAGUCUGGAUCGAGCAGACUCUGGAAGUAAAUGGUGUGCUGUCGCUGCUUGACACGCACGCCGUGUAUCCCGAGGUCACUCGUCCGAGUGAGCUGAAGAAAACCUUUGGAGAUCCAGUGGAACCUUUGAACGACGAUCGGUCGCUGGACAUGAAACUUAAGAGAUUGAAGGAUGCAGGAACCACUGCUUUGUUUACUUUUGAGGACGGAUUUUUCAUGGGUACGACGGUACUUGAAGGAGAGCGGUACGAUGCGGCUGUAACGUGGGUCCGAGCACUUGCUGCUACUUUUCCUCGAAAGGAAAACCGUGACGCACUUACGGUUCUUGUAGAGGAGAUGAAGCGGCGCGAGAAAUGGACGCAAGCAGAAUGGAGUGAACUCAUCGACAAGUGGAAAGCUACUGCCAAUGCAAUGAGCUCCCCGGCACACUUGUUUCGUGAUAAAGAUGACUUGGCUUUGUGUACAACGGCUACGUGCGGGCUCUGGACAUUGUUUCACACUAUCACACUAAGUGAUGCCUAUUCAACAUCGAGACCCGAGCAGUGGAAGCCCAGUGAGGUCAUGUCAGCUGUCCGUCUUGUGGUAAAGCACUUUUUUGGCUGCGAUGAAUGCAAGCGGCAUUUCCUCAAGGUAAACACAAACAGCUUGAUGCGAAAAUUGGCGCUUCGAGAUGAAGAUGGGCCGGACGCAGUCGCGUUUUGGAUGUGGACGAUUCACAAUAUAGUGAAUGAAAUCACUGGCAAGCCCAUGUGGCCAACGCAGCUCUCCUGUCCUCAGUGCUACGCUGCCGGCAAUAUGUCUCUGACUCUGAACCCCGCACAGCUGAAUGAAGAAGAUAUUGUUGCCUACGUGAGAGAUAUCUACGAGUUCGAGGACAAGUUGAUACUGGAGCAAAGGAGUCACGUAGCCGCGCCGUGGUUACCACUGCGAUCGAUAGCCAUAGCCGCUCUGCUUAUUGUAGUAUUUGCCACGGUAUUUCAGCUGUGCAAGCAUCGCUUGUUCAAGUCGCACUUCAAGACGCGCGACCACAUUGCAUAG